Molecule: messenger RNA, 1087 nt
Organism: Punica granatum (pomegranate)
Lineage: Eukaryota; Viridiplantae; Streptophyta; Magnoliopsida; Myrtales; Lythraceae
Source: RefSeq, a predicted model, not a curated record
UUGGAUCCUUUGUUUGCUCCACCCUUCAUUCUCUUUUCCUUUGGUCAUCAUUCUACUCGAAGACCAGACCGCACUCUAAUUUUUCUCUUUCCAUUUUUCCAGAAACUGCAUCAUCAUCAUCAUCAUCUCUCUCUCUCUCUCUAUUCAAGUUGAUUCAUUCGUUGGUGUCUGCGUGUGAAGCCUCCUCCCCUUUCAUACGUAAAUACAUCCUAUAUCAGAUCAGAUCUUUGAGAAGAAGAAGAAGAAGAAGAAGAAGAAGCAGUAGGAGAAUUAAAGAAAUAAUAUGGGUCGCUUCUGGACUCUGCUAACUUAUGUCCAUUCCCUGGCCGGGCCCGUGCUGAUGCUGCUGUAUCCACUGUAUGCAUCGGUGAUGGCCAUAGAGAGCCCCUCAAAGUUAGAUGAUCAGCAGUGGCUCGCUUACUGGAUCCUCUAUUCCUUCCUCACCCUCCUCGAGAUGCUCCUCCACCCUCUCCUCGAAUGGAUUCCCAUAUGGUAUGAUGUGAAGCUGGUGUUUGUGGCGUGGUUGGUCCUCCCCCAAUUCAAGGGUGCGGCCUUCCUCUACGAGAAGUUUGUCAGGGAGAAGCUAAUCAAGAGGAGGGAGGGCGCAGGCGCUGGCGCUGCUCAAUCGCCCAAGUCCACUUCUGUUAGCAGAAAUAGUAGUAGUAGUAGUAGUAAUGGCAAGUCCAAGAAGAAGUUCGUUGACUUCAUCUCCACCAAGAAGGGGGAACACGAGGCCUAUUGAUGAGAUGAUGAUUAAUGGAGCAUAGCAAUAUAUAUAUAUAUAUAUAUACACACACUCAAAAAGGGUAUGCUAUCAAUCAAUAGUACUGUAUUAUACGUGCAGGACAUCUGCUUUUCGGGUGUGCUGUAGCUGCUUUGUUGUUGUUGUUGUUGUUUUUAUUUUUUUUUUUUUUUUAAGAGUCUGAGCUUUUUCGUGCUCUUUGAUGUAUGAUAAUUGUAGCCAGUCGUGGUCGUUUAUGUACAAAUUGAAAUUGUAUCGGAAGUAGAAGCCAAGCCACUGUUGUAAUUAAUUAUGUUGCAAAACAACAUUUUCUUCUUUACAAUGUAACCAUAAUAUGAUAUGGUA